AUAGACUCCAACUCUAUAUUCGGUUAGCACUCAGUGUAUGGAAUUUAAUGCAUCCACGUUAUUACAGAUAACUUUCUAUAAGGAGAUAAACAUCUAAUCUGGGCAUUAUGACGUCACCCAUGAGUCCAGAAUUACUCGGUGCUUCACUGAAAGGAAAAGUUGCCGUCAUAACGGGAGCGAGCUCGGGUAUAGGAGCAGAAAUUGCCCGACAUUUCGCUUCGCUGGGAUGUCAACUGGCCCUGACAGGACGUAACAUGGAAACACUUCAACAAGUCACCAAUGAAUGUUUAGCCAGAGGUCUUGGCAGCGAUCAGGUUUUACAAAUUCAAGCCGACUAUGGGAAAGGAAACGCCGUAAAGAAAACCGUUGAACAAAUCAUCCAGAAAUUCAACCAGGUUGAUAUUUUGGUGAAUAAUGCUGCGGUUUAUGCAACGAACACGAUAGAAAACAUGACCUUGGAUAAUUUUGAUCUUACUUUCAGAGUGAAUGUUAGAGUACCCCUUGAACUCACUCAACUUCUUACACCAUAUCUCAUCAAAUCGAAAGGAACUGUUGUGAACAUAUCCAGUGUCAUAGGACGCCGAUCAAUAGUCAACGAAUUGAUUUAUGGGAUGUCAAAAACUGCCUUAGAUCACAUGACAAGGUGUACAGCUGAAGAAUUGGCAUCUCAUGGAGUUCGAGUCAACGCAGUAAACCCUGGUGUUAUUGAGACUCCGCUGUUCAAGCGAGAAUUGGGCAUAACAGAUGAACAAGUAACACAGUACUUUGAGAGUUACAGCCGCUCUCACCCGAUGCGUAGAACCGGUAAACCUGAUGAUGUAGCUCGAUUCAUCACAUUUCUGGCAUCUUCGGACUCGUCUUUUACCACUGGAGAAACAAUCGGUAUUGAUGGAGGGCAUCACCUCAUGGUCUCAGAUAUCGAGAAUUAGAGAUCUUAAGAAUGUAUUUGUGAUGUAUUUUAAUUACGAUGACUACGUACCCAAUCAAGCUUGAUUUGCACUUUCGUUGAACCCCUUUCACAAUUGGUGGAGCGACUGCUCACAACCAUUGCGAUUCUGCGCAACAUGUAUUUUGUUUGUUGUAAUCUUUAUUAUUCAUUCAAAUAAAAUUCAUACAUACAUGAUCAAGAAAAUA
Lytechinus variegatus (green sea urchin) is the source of this 1134-nucleotide messenger RNA. RefSeq names its product 3-oxoacyl-[acyl-carrier-protein] reductase FabG-like. Gene Ontology annotation, molecular function: oxidoreductase activity. The record is from RefSeq and is a predicted model, not a curated record. Bases 108 to 929 code for a protein of 273 amino acids. NCBI's taxonomy places the organism in Eukaryota, Metazoa, Echinodermata, Echinoidea, Temnopleuroida, Toxopneustidae. The transcript has 11 exons.